Pistacia vera is the source of this 2038-nucleotide messenger RNA. Its product is annotated as nodulation receptor kinase-like. Gene Ontology annotation, molecular function: protein binding. The record is from RefSeq and is a predicted model, not a curated record. Bases 320 to 2038 code for a protein of 572 amino acids. The transcript has 9 exons. Lineage: Eukaryota; Viridiplantae; Streptophyta; Magnoliopsida; Sapindales; Anacardiaceae.
AUAUGUCCCUAUCAUCUUCUUCUUUGUGCUCCUGUAAUUUCCCAACCUUUGAAGUCAAACACAACUUAUUAUCACCAACCCUCUUUCUCUUCAUAACUUCCUAGAGCUGUUUUUUAUGCUCUCUGACAAAGAUUCUUCUAUGAUCAAGUGCUGAAAGGGGUUUUACAGGAUUUUAUGUUUUGGUUAUGCUUUCAUUUUUAUUUGGAAUAUAGUUGAAUUGUUGAAUUCUUUAAGUACGGUAUUUGGUGGAAGUUAAUUGAGAAGCCAAUUGAUUUGAUUGUGAGUUUCAUAACUCGAUGGGGCGUGUGCCAAAGAUGAGAUGAUGAUGGAAGGAUUGAAGAAUAGGAUUUCAAGACUUGCUGAAUGUUUCAUAAUUUGCCUUAUUAUUCUUAUACGAUCUACUUUUGCACAAACAGGAUUUGUGAGCAUAGCAUGCUGUGCUGAUUCAAGUUUUAGCGACGGAAAUAUAAGUUGGGUACCAGAUGAUAAUUGGUUUCCGGACAAAACAAGUUGCCGGAGCAUUACUAGACCAGUGGUGAACUACAAAGCUUAUGGUAAAGUUCGUGAUUUCAACAUUGAUUCAGGGAAGAGAUGUUACAAUUUUACAACAAAUAAGGAUCAAGAGUAUCUGAUAAGGGGCACAUUUCUUUAUGGGGAUAGAGAGGGGACACCUCUGGGAUCAUCCUUCAAUGUUUGGAUUGGUGUCACACCUUUAAGUGUAGUGAACUCUUCUGAGGACUCAGUGGUGGAGGGAAUUUUUAGAGCUGUUGAUGAUCAAACAGACUUCUGCUUAGUGAAAGAUAAGGGGAAUCCUUACAUUUCACAGCUUGAAUUGAGGCCGUUGAAUGAACCAGAGUAUUUACAUGGGCAAAAUUCUAGUGUUCUGAAAGUGGUUGGUAGAUUUGAUCUAGGCAGAAGUGAUAAGGAGAACAGUUUCAGGUACCCAGAUGACCCUUAUGACAGAAUUUGGUCACCAAAAUUGAAUCCUGAACAAACAACCCAUAGCAUAUCAUCCAACACCACUAUUUCCAACAACGCUAGUACAGUUACAGUGCCUCUCCAGGUUCUACAAACAGCUUUAAACACCAGCUUAGACCACUUGACAUUCCUCCAUACUGAUCUUGACUCGGGAGAUUACAACUACACUAUCAACCUCUACUUUCUUGAGCUCCAAGACUCUGUUAAGAAUUCAAGCCAAAGGGUGUUUGAUAUUUACAUCAACAAUGAGAAGAAACAAAACAAGUUUGACAUUUUGGCUGGUGGUUCCAACUAUGCGAAAGUUGUUUUGAAUGUUACUGCAAAUGGGCAUCUUAACUUGACCUUAGUUAAGGUUCUAAAUGGGUCUGAGUUUGGACCCAUUUGUAAUGCCUAUGAGAUCUUACAGGAGCAUGCAUGGGUUCAAGAGUCUGACAAAGAAGAUGUGAAUGUGAUAGGGAAAGUGAGAGAUGACUUAAAGAUGGACAACAAAGAAAAGAAGGUGUGGGAGAGUUGGUCAGGAGACCCAUGUCUUCCUAUUCCAUGGGAAGGUCUUACUUGCAACUCCAUUAAUGGUUCCACUGUCAUCACUGAGUUAAAUCUUCCCUCAAGAAAACUUCAAGGGGUUCUUCCUAUCAGUGUCACUGAGCUGGUUCAUCUAGAAAAAUUGAACCUGAGCUACAAUGAAUUUACAAAUGUGAUCCCGGAAUUUCUAUCAUUUUCCAUGCUGAGAUCAGUGGACCUGAGUCACAAUGAUUUUACUGGGAGGCUUCCUGAUUCUCUUAUCCUGCUUCCACAUUUGAAAACAUUAAACUUUGGAUGCAAUCCUCAUCUUGACAUUCCUUCCACGUUUAACAUCUCCAGAUUAACCACAGACGGUGGAACAUGUAGUAGUCAAGGAUCAACACAUAAAGGAAUCAUCAUUGGCUCUGUAGCAUGUGGAAGCAUCCUAUUUACUAUUGCAGUUGGAGCUGUUUUAUUUUGUUUCUACAAACGAAAAUUCAUGGCUCGGAGAACAUUAGAUGUCCAGAAUUUAAUUUGUUUAGUUUUUCAUAUUUUUUAG